UCUGGCCUCAAACGUUUACGCCCAGUGCAUGCUUGUAUGACUCUGAGUGGCACAAUGACUUUCCAUUUUUAUAUCUAUACUCCGACAGGCUGAAGAAACCUGCCUACAGUGAUUCGAUCUGGUGGAAGUAAAAGAUAAUAACUUCAUCCAGUAUGGCGAGUUCAUCAGAAACUGUAAUGACAGAUCAUCCUGAACCUUGCACUGAAUUGGAUGCAUUCUAUUGUAUGAACGGAGGAAAGUGCUUUAAAAUACCCUCUAUGUCCACGCUCAUCUGUCGAUGCAAUAACAACUAUGUAGGUAGCAGGUGUGAGCAGUUCCAACUGGAGAGCACGUCAGACAACAGCCAUGAGACAGGCAUGAUCGCUGCAAUGGUCAUCCUUCUCAUCCUCAUCCUGCUGGUGCUGGCUGUGGUCAUCUACUGCAUCUGCAAAUUGAGAAGGAAAGUGCAAAGAAGUUCAAAGAACCCAUUAAGAUCCCAGAACGGACAAAUAUGACUGAUCCCACUGAAGGAUAUAAAUCAACAUCUGAGGCAUUAUGAUUUCUUAAUACUUUCUUCCUAUUUAAAUGAACACAUGUAAAUAGUUAUUUUCCAAAAUAUAUAUAUAUAUAUAUAUAUAUUUUUUUCCAAAAAGAAUUUGUGUCAAAAGAACUCACAUUCAGACUAUUCUAUAUUCCAGAUAAGGAAAAUGUUAUAGCAAUGUAAUACAUUUCAAAUAUAAGGUUAUUGUUCUUGUCAGUUUGAACCUACUGACAAUAUAAAACUCUGAAAAAAACGUCUUAACAAUUACACACACAAUCAUGAAUUCUUCAAAAUUUACACACACACGCUAAUUCUUAUACAGGUUCAAAUACAGACCAAACCAUGUAAUACAUUUUAUAUUCUACUCUUCAUUCUGACAGUGCAAACACAAAUCAAAUACUCUAUGAAUGUAAUGAUUUAAAAGACUCUGUACAGGUUUUUUUUUUUGGAAAAUCAUAUCAAGAAAAUAAAGAUCUAGCAGUAUUAAUAUACAUGUUUUUCCAUCCAUCUUCUAUACCCGCUUUAUUCCUAAAUAGUGUCAAGGGAAUCUGCUAAGGGUAGACCCUGGACACGUCACCAGCCCAUCACAGGGCCACAUAUAUAGACAAACAACCACACACACUCACACUCACUCCUAUGGGCAAUUUAGAAUUACCAAUCAACCUAAUGUAAAUGUCUUUGGACUGUGGGAGGAAACCGGAGUACCCAGAGUAAACCCACGCAGGCACGGGGAGA
Messenger RNA from Hemibagrus wyckioides, 1255 nucleotides. Its product is annotated as pro-neuregulin-4, membrane-bound isoform-like. The record is from RefSeq and is a predicted model, not a curated record. The coding region runs from base 153 to 494 and encodes 113 amino acids. Gene Ontology annotation, biological process: positive regulation of cell population proliferation; epidermal growth factor receptor signaling pathway; positive regulation of mitotic nuclear division. The transcript is spliced from 5 exons. Lineage: Eukaryota; Metazoa; Chordata; Actinopteri; Siluriformes; Bagridae.